AUGGGGGAUUCUCGGGUUCUGAGCUCGAAUCUUGCACAAAUUUGUUAUGCUCGAAAGCUGUUUGAUGAAUUUUGCUUCCCUGACGUGUUUAUGUGGAAUGCUAUCAUUAGGUGUUAUUCGAGGAACAAUAUGUUCAGGGACACCAUUCAAAUGUAUAGGUGGAUGAGAUGGACAGGAAUCCAUCCGGAUGGAUUCACUUUUCCUUAUGUACUUAAAGCUUGUGCUGAGUUGUUAGAUUUUGAUUUGAGCUGCCUAAUUCAUGGACAGAUAAUCAGAUAUGGGUUUGGGUCGGAUGUGUUUGUGCAGAAUGGCCUUGUGGCAGUGUAUGCUAAAUGUGGUCGUACUGGUGUUGCAAAAGUGGUGUUUGAUGGGUUAUACCAUAGAACAAUUGUAUCAUGGACUUCCAUCAUUUCUGGAUAUGCACAGAAUGCAGAAUCUAUGGAAGCAUUGCGAAUGUUCAGUCAAAUGAGAAACGCUGAUGUGAAACUAGAUUGGAUUGCUCUGGUAAGCAUUCUGAGGGCUUAUACUGAUGUAGAUGAUUUGGAGCAAGGGAGAUCUCUUCAUGGUUGUGUCAUCAAGAUGGGUCUUGAAGAUGAACCUGAUUUGCUUAUCUCACUUACAGCUUUAUAUGCUAAAUGUGGGAUGGUGACAGUUGCAAGAUCUUUCUUAGAUCAAAUGAAGACAUCAACCCGAGAAUCCCCCAUUUUUCCAGGUGUCCUCGCUCAAGCGAUGUGUUUUUCGCUUGAGUAA
Molecule: messenger RNA, 750 nt
Organism: Sphenostylis stenocarpa
Lineage: Eukaryota; Viridiplantae; Streptophyta; Magnoliopsida; Fabales; Fabaceae
Source: the annotation of a GenBank genome assembly